Messenger RNA from Leucoraja erinaceus (little skate), 7113 nucleotides. It is a transcript of the gene tafa5a, whose product is annotated as TAFA chemokine like family member 5a. NCBI's taxonomy places the organism in Eukaryota, Metazoa, Chordata, Chondrichthyes, Rajiformes, Rajidae. Gene Ontology annotation, biological process: G protein-coupled receptor signaling pathway. The coding region runs from base 1793 to 2242 and encodes 149 amino acids. The transcript has 5 exons. Gene Ontology annotation, molecular function: receptor ligand activity; G protein-coupled receptor binding. The record is from RefSeq and is a predicted model, not a curated record.
GUACCAUCGGCGGGCAUGGUCAGCGGUGGGGCGGGUUACAUCAAAAUACUCAAUUGCCACGAUGUACCACCUGGCAUGGGUAAGGAUUUGUUUAAAUGACACAAAGUAAGAGCCUAAUCUGGAGCAGUGUGAUAGGCGGUGUAUUUAAAGCGGAGUAAACGCCUCAGUCUGAAGAAAGGCCUUGACCCGAAACGUCGCCUAUCCAGAGAUGCUGCCUGGCCAGCUGAGUUACUCCAGCAUUUUGGGUCCAAACGCUUCAAAUGGUGACGGGAUACUGUACAUAUGUCAGAGCAUGUGUCAACCUAUCUCUGGCACAGAUGCGAGAGGGGAAAUAAUGCCGUGGCCCGCACACAAUAUCUCAUUUAAUCUAUCGUAGCAAGAGGCAAGACCACACACAACUUCACAUUUCGCAUCUCCCUGUAGACACAAUAGAGUGCAGAUGCUGGAAUCUGGAACAAAAACAAAGUGGUCUGCGAGUCGCUCGGCCCGCCGAAUUCCUUCAGCUCCUUGUACAUACGUUGUGUUCCUCGUCUCUGCCCCGUAGAUGAACGAUUUCGUGCAAAAUGUUCCACUUGUAAAGUUAUGCCUUUGGGACAUUUAGUAUUGGAUCUCAACAUUGCACUUACCUGCAAAAUACACGACCCCGCCUGACACCGCUCCGGGCAGGGUCUUCACCCAGAAGCGUUGCUUCAACCACAACCUGCUUCUUGUUCCGCAGAUGCUGCCUCGGCUGCUGAAGACCUUCCAGCAUUUGUUCUGCUUUUACAUCAGAAUAAACCCCAUUUUGAUAUCCGGUGCAUACUAAACGCGCUUCGAAUUGCUUAGUAGAAUGGCUUUUUUUUUGUUUUAGAAAGAAAAGCGAUGGUUUAAAAUGAUGCUUUCCAGUCUUGCCCUAAGCCAGUGUUGUGGGCGUGCUCGGGAUCUGAACAUGAUUCCUCGCUUAAAGAGGGGGCUGCGUCAGACGGUGCGAGAGGCUUGAAUUCUCCGCUCCAACCUGGAACUGUGUUACUGACCAGAGGCUAGUAGAAGCACCCUUGAAAACUUCGGAUCCCCCCCAUCCCCCGGAGCCACUCGGAUCAAGCGGCAAGUGACUGAAGACUCUCUCUUGUCAACCACCACGUCCGGGAAACUGCGGCGGCAUCUCUGCCGGGAGCUGCUAGUCGGUGGGCUUUAACGUUUGCUGGUGGACGGGUGUGAUAUUGUUGUACACGGCCGGUGCGUUACUGCCGCCGCCUAUGUAUGUGUGUGUGUGCGGCCAUCACCCACGGGCACCAGGCUCCCCCCGGUCCUACCAUCACGCUUUCUCUGCGUCCUGACUCGGAUCUCUCUCUUUAAAAGGGGUGUUACAAGUCACUGUCAUCGCGAAGCUGGGCUUCGGCCCCCGAUGUGUUAUAAGGUUCAGCUCAGUAACGAGAGUCCCGAAUGCAGAACUCCGCGAGCCGCAAGAAAACCAAGCCCGUGGUUUCUUCCCUCGGUUCGUCGAUGAUAAAUGUCUAUUUUUUAUUAAUCCGUCGAGGAGUUUGAAUAAAGUGCACCGGGGGGUCGUUUGCAGGUGUUGCAGUUAUUAGCAACAAGCAGCCCGGCAGUGGGAGUGUACGGGAGACGCGAGUGUAACUCUAGCCGAGAAGUCAGCGUUGUGUGUGCAAAGGCAAUGGUCGGCGGGAGGCGGCAGCGAUGCUGAGCAGCGAUCUCACAGGAGAGACAUGUCGCUGCUAGGGUUUACACGUGGAGGAAGGGCUUCGUUGGAGAGGAGAUUUGGUUUGUGAAGCGAAACUGAAAGAACCCCCUCCCCAUGGCUCCGCCAAGUAGCCGGAAGGAUGGCGACCGCUGGCCCGGCAUGUCUUCAACUUUCUGGGCAGUGAUGAUCAUCGCCAGCCUCCUGAUCGCGUACUGCAGUCAGCUUGCUGCAGGUACUUGUGAGAUAGUCACUCUGGACAAAGAUAGCAGUCAACCGCGAAGGACUAUAGCCAGACAAACUGCUAGGUGUGCAUGUAAAAAGGGGCAGAUUGCCGGCACAACGAGAGCAAAACCAGCCUGUGUGGAUGCACGUAUCGUAAAAACUAGACAAUGGUGUGAAAUGCUUCCCUGUUUGGAAGGAGAAGGCUGCAAUUUGUUAAUGAAUAAAUCAGGCUGGACCUGCACACAGCCAGGUGGCCGAAUAAAGACAACAACGGUAAGGAAGGGAUCCAAUCAACAGACAAACCAAGGUCGGGCUGCAUCUCUGGAGAACAUGGAUAGGUGACGUUUCGGUUGGGACCCUUCUUCAGACUCUAAGCAGGCAAGGUCUCCUGACAAAUGCAUCAAGAAAGAAUCCUAUAGGAGCAGCUUAGAACUGCGUGAUCUAUUUACCCUGGCCAAGUUCUACUGCUGCAGACUCUCAUCUGUUGUAUGUUAUUUCCACCACUCUCUUUGGCUGUGUAUCAAAGAGCAUAAUCCCAUCUAUAACUUUUGAGCAAAGGUUUCACUCACUCUGAAUCCGUCAACUGGGACAACACUGUUGGUGGCCGAGCCAAGUUUGGAUAGCAGCAAUAUUGACCAUGAUUGGAACAGUUUUCCCCUACAUUUCAACCGGUGUUGGACUACCCGUUGCCCUGUUGAUACUUCAGCCCAGAAAAGCCUGUUUCAUUGAAGACUGAACUCUUUCCUUCAGCCCUGAACAGGGGGUGAAUCUUUGCUUCAGGUGGGACAAUGAUAGAAUUACAGAAGGCUCCUCAACAAAGACACUGUGCUUUUAUGUGUGUAACUCUUGACAUCUCUACAUCUAUUUCCUCAUCGUUGUUCACAAAACAGUAGACCAAAGAACACAAGGAGAAUGCUGACGUGGACACUAUCUCAUUUGUCAAUGAGCUUCACUGGUUUCAAUUGUAGUGGUUUCUGAAGGAUUUCUUCAGUUUUUUCAUAGAGCUGAAAUAAAUCAUUACUGGCUAGGGUAAAGUCUUUGCUUGGAAAAAAAAUAAAGGGAGUCCUGAUGUAAGAUGUCUAAGGAUCUAAUGGAGCGUGGCGAUAAAAAUAGUUUAUUUCCUGUCACUAAAGAGACACAUACGAACAUUGGCGCUGGGAGGAUAUCUUGCUCUCCCAUUUAGUUUGGCUGACUUAUUUCUCAUUCUUAAGUCAUGUUGUAUUUCAACCAGAAAGAAAGAACAAAAUAUGAACCGUUUGCAGCUCUUAUUUCCUUUCCCAGCACAAAAGUAGCUACUGUCAAACAGCAUUUGCAAUGAGCAUGUCUGGCUACCUGCAGCCUGUGUUACAUUUCAAUCAACCAUCUACCGCAAGAAAAAAAAAGAUCAAAUUAGAGGAGAAAGUAACAUUUCUUGACAACGGGAUCAUUAAAUGUAUUUUGAGAAACCUAAAGUUAUAUAUUUAACAGUUUUUAUAUGUUGUAUCUUUGUAGAAAAUCUUAUUUAACAAAUAACGUGGUCGUACUAUGCCAGCCUUGAAAGCAGUCAAGAGUUGUGUUUUAACUUCUGGUAUCUGUCAAAGAGAUGAUUGGUGUAUUUUCUUUUCCUUUGGACCAUUUUCGAUCUGAAAACUGACCACAAAGAACUCUGUAGAAACAAAAUGCUGUUUAUACAUCAAUACAUUCAACCAUUGCACUGUAGGAAGACAGUUCAUUUCUUUUAUGUACUGGUAUAAUAGAGUGGAAAACAUUUUAAACUUUGAUAUCAAUACUGGUUUUCAUUUUUCCCCUUUUAUUUCUUUUCUCGUGGUUGACUCUUGCUAAAUUGAAUCUGUGAGCUAUUCAAAAGUAACACAAAGCCAGGCUCUCACUGGAGUUUUCUAGCAAGACAGUGGGCAGGACUAGUCAUUAUCCUACACCCGCAGAUCCACUGAAGGAGUACAUUUUCCUGAACUUUACACAAGUUGCGACCUUUCUGAGCUAGUAAUUUACUACAACAGAGCUUCCAAAGACUAAGUCACAUGUGAGGUUUGGUGAAAACAGUAUUUUAUUGUUACAGCCGCUUUGUGCUCCAUAAUUUGAAAUCCAUUUUAUUUCCCCCCACUUCUCAAUGUCCCUUUGAAAAGCACACAAGCACACUCUCAACUUGCUGGUACAUUUACACUGAAAGCAGACAUGUUUGAAUGCUUAUUGUAUCAAACUCUAUGAAGCUGAUAUUCUUUGAACUUUAUGUUAAUGUAGGCUGAAGGCGAAAUAAGACACAAAGACCAAAGCUUAAAUUUGAAAUUGGAUGUUCCCCCUGCCGCGCACGAUGGUAAAAGUUGGCAAUGAGCAACACAGUAUUCACAUACCAUUCAGGAACAUUUACUUGUGAUUUCAGUCAGUGUAGGCUUGGUUUAAGAUAAUGAGUAAAGCGCAAUCUUCCCUGCUGGAAUAUUAUCCAAGAAAUAUUUCUGAACAGGUAAGAGUAAAUGUAAGCCUACUGUAAAGGUAAAAUGUGCUAAAAUUGCUAUGACACAAAAUUCCGAAAAUCCAUCCUUUUUCGAAGGUGGUAACAAAAUAAGGUUCAAAAGAAAUAUUUUGAAGUAAAUGCAGUUUGAAAUUGAAUGAUUUUUCAUGGAAUUAUAAACCUUAUUCUAAUCAACGAGGACAUAUUGCCUUAUUCCGCAGUAAGUAUGUCAUGUUUUCUAGACUAACUGAGAACCUAUUUCUUCCUUGUUAAUUAAAUGAAAUCAUUCUUUCACUCUGUCAUGCUUCACAGAGUCUGUGAAUGCUGCACAUGUUAUCUCUUAUUUGCCCUAAUGGGAAGUAGUGAGAAUUUGGUUGUGGAAAAGUAUGCUUGAAAAUCAAGGCCUCAAACCUAGCGGAGAGAUCAUGGCCUACAUGGGGAUCCAGCAUUGACCAUUUUUAGUUUAUUUUAGUUUAGUUUAGAGAUAUAGGUGGUCACAAAAUAAGGCUCAAAAGAAAUAUCAUUUGAAGUAAAUGCAGUUUGAAAUUGAAUGAAUUUUCAUGGAAUUAUAAACCUUAUUCUAAUCAACGAGGACAUAUGGAUUUUAUAGAAACCGGCCCUUUGACCUAACAUGUCCACACCUUCCAGUGAUCCCUGUACACUGGCACUAUCCGACACAUUAGAGACAUUUUAUAAUUUUGUUUUAUCAAAGCCAAUUAACCUACAAGCAUGUACGUCUUUGGAGUGUGGGAGGAAACCGGAUCACCCCAUGAGAAAACCCAGGCCGUCACGGGGAGAACGUACAAACUCCAUACAGACAGCAUCGGUAGUCAGGAUUGAACCUGUGUUUCUGGUGCUGUAAGGCAGCAAGUCUACUGCUGCGCCACCAUUCCGUCCCACCCCUUGCCAUCCUUAGAUUUGGAUUAUCCUUCAACUUGCCUUGGAAAGAUGUUCCUGCAAAAUUCUACGAAUGCACUUGAAUGAAUCGAUGAAGGAUCCUUAUCCCAAACCAGCAUGCCCAUGUUGAGGUUCUAAUCAUAUGUAGACAGUUUGUUUGAGCAAGCUAGAUCAUUGUCCUGCCUGGCACCACACUUCAAAACUGAUAUUCCACUCUGAGCUAUGUCAAGGGAGGAGGUUACCAGGUGAACAGAGGAAAAGAUUCAAGGCUGUUCUCAAAGCUUCCUUCAGAAAAAUAAGCGAUAUCCCUUGGGAAUCCAUGGGCCAUGACCAUUCAAGGAGCAUUUGGGAUGGCACUGAGGACCUGGAGUCCAUGCUUGGGGAAUACAGUGAAGUCCAGCGCAAACAGCAGAUGGAACACAGCCUCUCCCAAACCCACUUGGUAACUGUAGUAUGGACAAUCCUACAGCUCCCACAGUGACCUCAGACCUCACAUAACCGGAAUGGAAAUUAGUAGGAAGGAACUGCAGAUGCUGCUUUACACCGAAUAUAGAUGUGACCCGAUACGUCUCCCAUUCCUUCGUUCCAGAGAUGCUGCCUGUCCCGCUGAGUUACUCCAGCAUUUUGUGUCUGUAUUUGGAAUGGAAAUAAGUUGUCUUGUACCAAGGGACCACCUAAGUAGAUGUAGUUUCUCACCUUUGCUCCCACUUCAAACAUUUGAAGUGAAACAGAAACAAUGAUAGAGUGCUCUGACCUCAGUGAUAGCUGUGAUAUUACCUCUUCACUUUUAAACCAUCCAGUGCAGAUCCAUACACUUCAGAAGUAUUCCUUUUCUGAUACAAUUCACAAAGAUUAAUAAUACGCAAUGUUCAAAUAAAUUGCAAUUUUUAGCUUUGUACUCUUGUAAAAUACAGCCUUAAUGUUCACUUUGAAAAAUUGUAUUUUGGACAUUUCAUUUACUUCCUAUUUCCAGUAAAUAGCACUGAGCUCAUGUGUGUUAUCAAAAAAGGGAGGCGGACUUGGAUAAAGAUUGGAACUAGCAUAAGAUAUGCUUUUCUGCCAAUCAUGCCCCUUUAAAAUGCACAACAUAUCGAUAAAAUCUAAUCUGCAUUAAUUGCAGUCUGUGACCAUUAAUAAAAUUACGAUGUGUAGGAAGGAACUGCAGAUGCUGGUUUAAACCGAAGAUAGACGCAAACAGCUGGAGUAACUCAGCAGGACAGGCAGCAUCUCUGGAGAGAAGGAAUGGGUGACGUUUUUGGUCCAGACCCUUCUUCCGACUGAUGUCAGGGGAAACGGAAACGAGAAGAUAUAGAAGAUGAUGUUGAGCGAUAAAGAAAAUGAAUGAAACAUAUGCAAAAAAUUAACGAUGAUAAAGGAAACAGGCCAAUGUUAGGUGUUGGUUGGGUGAGAAUAGAAGCUGGUGCAAUAAAAUCAACAUGUCCAUUUUCCAAGCAAUCUAAAAGUCCCUCAAGUGACAUAUAUACAACCAAGCUUGAGUUGAAUUAAAGACUAACCUCAGUUUCCAAUAUAUGAUUAGAUUCUUCAUUUGUUUUUUGUAUUUCAAUGAUUUUCUUUUUACAAGUUCUGGUUUGUGAGUAGGGUAAAUCUUACAGAAAUUACACUGUUAUUGUUCAGACUGUCGGUGAUACAGAAGCCAUUCAAUUCACUCCGUAUAAUAUCAAGUAACGGCUAAGAGCAAUGGAUUCAAUAACAGUCCCUGAUUAUAUCCCAGCUGUAAUGUGUAAGACAAAUUCUACAUCUUGUCAUUCUACGAUCCAAACUGUUACAGUUGGAAUAUUAGCAUUCAUGAGACAGAAUGCAGCAAAUUGAAAUAAAAACAGAAAGUGCAUUUGCCAUUUCAACUUUAAAA